AUCUUCAGUAGAAAGUAAAGGUCAUGGUUUAUUGAUCCCAAAAAUAAUGAACCAUGCUCUGGUUCGGUUUCCUCAAAGUUCAGCAAUGGUUUGGGCCAGACCAACGGUACUCUUCGUCCCUUCAAAUCUAACUUUGAAAAGAGCACAUGGGUUGGUUGCUUCUCUUGCUUUAUCUUCCUCUAAAUGUAGGAGAAGGAAGAACAAAUUGCGACCCAAGCUACUAAGAACACUACCAAAACCAGCGUUGUUAGAUACCCAACAACAAAAAUUCUCUGAUUUUGUCAUAGAACCAGAUAGAUUUGAUCAUAAUACUAUCAGUGAGGAGCUUUGCAUGGCUCCACUCCCUUUAGAAGAGGAGAACUUGGAGGUGGAGAUUCAUGGUUUUAACCAGGCUGAGGUUAUAAGCCAUGGAUUCCCAGAUAGCUUCAGUUCCAGGUCAGUUAUUCAUCUAGUAUUGUCCCUUGUUGGGGUUUUUGUAUUUCAGACUGCUUGUGCUGUUUGGGUUUUGGGGUCUGCAAAUUUUGAUGAUAAAUUGGGAAAAUUGGAGGAAAAUAGUGAUGGGUCUUCCUCUUCUUCUUCUCCAAAUAUCAAAAAUGGGUUAUUUUCUAGUGGAAGGAAGGAUGGGUAUUUUGCUAAACUUUCGACUGGUGAAGCUGAGCUAGGAGAGAGAAUAUCAUUGAUUCGAAGUAUGGCGAGGGAGGCUCGAGCUAAUGAGAGAAAGAGAUUGAAGGAGGAUGACCCAUUUGUUAGUUUAGAAGAAAAUGAUACAUUUGUUGAAACUACAAAGAAUUUAUCAGCUCCUGUUAAAUUUCAGACACCCAUUGAGAAAGAAGUUGAUAAGCAUUUAGAGAUAUUACCUCGGCUUGUUCCAAAACGCUUGAAGGAUUCAACGGAGCUUCCUGUAAAAAGUUUAACUAAGGUUUUGGAUGUGCAAAAUUUGAUUGGAAAAUCGAGAUCCAGGAAAGCUAGUAGAAAAAAUUCCCCUUACAAGUACAGGCAAAAUCUCGAUGGAAUUGUAAAAGAAGCUGACAAAAAUAGGUCGAAGAGUGUCCAGGCAAGAGCUCCUUGGGGAUCUCGGGGAUCAAGUAGUGAUAAAAAUGGAGAAGGGAGUAAGCGAAAAGCAACGAGCGCUGACGUGGAUGGUCGAAAUGGGAAUUCCCACUCGGUCCUUGGUCGCGAGAAGCAUAAUAUGGAAGAUGAGAUUGGCUUCUCAAAAGUGCUCGAUGGGAAGUUAGAGAGAAUGCUCGAUGGGAAGUUAGAGAGAAAGGACGAGGGUACAAAAGAGAGGAUUCAGCCAAGGAUUGAGGCUAUAGACCUCCAAACUGCUGACACAAAAGGGACCAAUCAGAGCAGUCCAACAGAGCUACAAGAAAAUAUGGGAUCUUAUAAAACCAGAGAAUCAAGUGCACAUCAUGGUGAAACUGAAAAAAUUAUAAAUUUUGUCAAUGAGAUCAAUCAAAUAAAGUUGCCAUUGCCACUAUCAAGUUCACCAUUAAAAUCAGAUGUUUCAGAUCAUGAAAUAGUUGAAAGGUUGGAAAGUGGCAAGGAGGCUUCUACUAGUGAUCAGGUGGAUGUUGCUGAUAAUUGGGAACAGGAUGUGACGAAUGAUUUUCCGGUAGGAGAGAUAAACCAUCUAGGAGGAUCACAUGUGAGCACUGAAUCAGGGAAGGGAAUGAAAAAUUCUUAUAGAUCAUUUAAGACAGAGUAUAAAGAAGAAUCAAAUACUUCCACAGUCACAGGUGACUCAGUGCAUUAUGUGGACCAGGUUUCCGAAAAUAUGCUUCGAGAACUCAAAGACAAUGAGCUAGGAAAUGAGAAAGAUCAAUGGUGGAAAAAUCUUCGUUAUGUACUAGCAAUCUUUUUGUAUAGAGGUGCUGACGGCUCCAAAGGACUGUAUUCCUUAAAGAUGGGUCAUUCUCCAAUUGGUGAAGGUAGUUCUCAUACCAUCAUGUUUGAGGACCGCGGGGAUGCCAAUAAUUUCUGCUAUCUACUGGAAUCAUUUUUCAAAGAUUUGGGUGAUGCCCAAGCGAAGGCUGUUCCUUUGACGAUCAAUGAACUUGAUGAAGCAGUGCAAUCAGGGAGAAUGAAUGUGAAAGUAGUGAGGAAAGGCCAGCUCCGGCUUUAUGCUGGACAAGCCCUUGAGGAAGUUGAAAAGACAUUGCGAUCAUUGUAGGAUGCCCUAUAAAAUGACUGGCAGAAUUCUUUUUUUAUUCUUUUAUUUAUUUCUUGUCAAUUUAAUAUUGUAUGGUUUUCAUCAUGCACAUUUGUAAUUUUCAUAAUUGAGUGUCUCACAAGGAAAAUCAUGUCUAUGUA
This is a messenger RNA of Amborella trichopoda, 2313 nucleotides long. Its product is annotated as ABC subfamily C protein. The record is from RefSeq and is a predicted model, not a curated record. Lineage: Eukaryota; Viridiplantae; Streptophyta; Magnoliopsida; Amborellales; Amborellaceae.